GGUUGAAAGCGAAACAAAACCAGGUGCGUCAAGUGACAACGAGGAUGAGGAUUUUAAAGAUGCCAUGGAAUUUGUCUUGUGUUAGUUGAGAUGCGAGUUGGUGCCUGUGGCUGGUAGGAGGCUACUGAAUCAAUACUUGCCUUACUUCACUUGUAUAUCUUAUCAUGGAGGCAGGUCAGCCUUCACCACGCCAUGUGAAGUUUGAGGAUGUUGGCACAGGAGACGAGAAAACAUGUGAACCAGUUCAACUGGAUUUGGAAUCCUCCUUAAAAGACUGCCAGCGUGCUCUGACGUUGUUCUUUAACAAUAAAUUUGGAGAAGCCAGGGAAUGUCUGAAGCCAUAUUCAGAAUCAAGCAUGUAUCAUGCUCUUGGGUAUGGAACUAUUCUGUACAUACAGGCUGUUAUGACUUUCGACAUGAAAGACAUAGAAGCUGCCAUCCAAGUGAUGAAGAAAUCUGUGAUAGUCUGCAACCGAUUCAGAAAGAAGUCUUCUUUAUUUAGUGCAGUCACAAAAACAAAUUACAAUGAUUUUUCUGAAGUUGAACUCCAUGCAGAAUUGUGCUAUGCAGAAUGUUUGUUGAUCCGAGCCUUGUUGACGUUUAUACAGGACGAAAACCUCAUUAGUUUUGUUAAAGGAGGAUUGAAGAUACGGGAGUGUUACAAAAUAUACAAGGAAUGUGAUAAGAUGCUCAAAACGCGGAAAUGGAGUUGUGGCGAUCAUAGGAUCCAUUUUGAAAGUGGGGUCAAGAUGGGGGUUGGGGCAUUUAACUUGAUGAUUUCUUUGUUGCCAAGUAAAAUAAUGAAACUUCUAGAAUUUGUUGGAUUUUCAGGAAAUAAAAAAUUUGGUUUGUCCGAACUUCAUAAAGGGAGUGAAGUACCGACAAGUCUUAGGGGACCUCUGUGUUCUAUCAUACUGGUUGCAUAUCACACUGUUGUCACAUUUGUGUUAGGUCUAGCAGAUGGGGACAUAGAAUACGCAUCUGAACAAUUGCAGCCUUGCUUGAAGCAGUUUCCACAGGGAGCUUUGUUCCUUUUCUUUGCUGGUCGAAUAGAAGAAGUGAGAGGGAAUUUGGAAUCGGCCAUCUACAAGUUUGAAGAGUCGAUUGAAUCUCAGUCUGAGUGGAGGCAGUUUCAUCACUUGUGUUACUGGGAGCUCAUGUGGUGCCACUGUUUCAAGGGCGACUGGUUGAUUGCCAUGAAGUAUGCAGAAAGGCUAUGUCGUGAGAGUCGGUGGAGCAAGGCGACAUACACCUACCAGAAAGCCACGUUCCUCACAAUGUGUGAAGACCAGACAGAGGAGACGAAGGCUCACCUCAACUACCUGUUCAGUGAAGUCCCACGUUUGAAGCAAAGGAUUGCAGGCAAAUCCAUCCCAUUUGAAAAGUUUGCUGUUGCCAAAUCUAAAAGAUACCUCGAGCAAGAUGGACGCAUGACUCUUCCUGCACUGGAGCUGAUCUACGUAUGGAAUGGAUUCAGUAUUAUUGGUAAGAGGCAGGAACUGUUGGAGCCCCUGCUUGUGAUUAUCGAGAAGACCCUCAAUAAAAUACUGGUCAACAAAGAUUCAUACCAGUAUUUCUAUGAUGACUACUCACUGGCAUUGCUGUUGAAGGGAGUAUGUCUGCGACACAGGGGCCAGGCCUUUCAAGCAGAGCAGUGCUUUCAGGAGGUCAUAUCUUAUGAGAAGAUGUUGAAGUUUGAUACAUUCCUAGUUCCAUACUCGCUGGUGGAAAUUGCCUUGUUAUAUCUAGAUGCAGAAAGAGUUGAGGAUCUCAAAAAGAUUCUUGACAAAGCAAAAAAACAUUACAAAGGCUAUUACUUGGAGUCACGUCUUCAUUUCCGAAUCCAUGCAAUACGACUGCAGUUGAACAUUUUGAAAAACAGUGACGGAGACGCAGAGGCUGGUUCUUCUGCCACACAGUCUCCAGACUUGUGUCAAAAAUCAUUCGACUUUAUUGAUAGUGUGGACUUGACAGAUGGAGAAGAAUUUGUUGCAGCGUCAUGAUUUCUGUGAUAUUUAGACCAAAAAACAGAAAGACAGACAGACUUAAUUUAUUAUCCAAGAUAAUCUGCUGUAUUCAGGUUUUAUUAUAGUGUGUGUCUCUGAGUGUUUUUGGUUCUGUGUUUAUUUGGUAAACUUUAAAGAAAAAACAAUUUUGAAUUCAUAGUCCACAAAAUUGUUAUUUUUCUUUACAUAACUAAAGACAUAAAAGUUUGUUUAAUAUAUUAUGAGAAUUCAACCAGUCCAAAAUAUUGUUAUUAUUCUGUACAUAACUGAAAUCAUAUAUGUGUGUUUGUGUCAGAUUUGUUAUUAAUAAUGUAAAACAGUUUUGAAUUCAACUGGACCACAUUUUCGCUAUUGGUGAUUGAAGACAUAAAAGGUAGAAAUAUAGAUACCUACAUAAAUAUGUUCUGUGUAUCUUUGACAUAUAUAUGAAAUGAAUAUUUUGUUGUAGCAUUGCCAUAGCAUGUUAUGUGGUGGUAUGUUUGCUAAACAGUAAGCUAGAGUAAAAAUUGUGAAAACAAUUAUUGCACAUGCUUAUAGGGGGCUUGAUGGAGUGAAAUAUACUAAACCAAGUCAAAACUGCUUUCAGUUACAUGGUAGUGUUCUAUGACAAAAAGAAUUGCCUUCUUAAAUAUGACAAAACCUUGUUUAAUAAAUGUGUAGAAAUAUACGUCUUAGCAAAUGCUUAUCCCUUAAUGGCCUAAAAUGCUAUUUGUAUUCUGGAUAAAAUUCAAAUAACAAAUUCAGAUCUAAAGUAAUUGUGCAAGCUUCUUAAUAAAAUUAAAAUUAGGACACCUACCACUCUUAAAAAAAUAAGUUCACUAAGAACCUAAACUUAUUAAUUAUUGUCUGAUAAGUGUCCAUAGUAGAAAGUGUCACUGAUGAAACUAAUUCACAAGUUUAUAAUAUGCUUUCUUUACUGAUUUUAAUUUUAAGUUAAGUAUACAAAUUUUUUUUAUAAACAAUCAUUGGUUUUCCAAACAAUUGUUAGCAAUAUGAAGUAAAGAUAAAAUGGUACUAAAUCUACUUCUGGCAAUGGUUUUCUUUGCAUUUUUUCUCAACAUACAAUCUGUUGUGCAAUAUAAGUUGUAAGUAACAUUUUCCAGAUUCCCAUGUACAAAUUCAAUGCAAUAAAUAGCCUUGUCUUGAUAAAUAGCCUUGUCUUGAUAAAUAGCCUUGUCUGGAUUAAUAGCCUUGUCUUGACUGAUGUGGGAAUUGGCUGUCACUCUGCAGAAGACCUAACUACUGCAAUGUUAUUGAUGAUCCACUUGUUUGCAUUGUUAAGCCAACAUCUAUAAAAUGUCCUCAGAAUCAUCUUGCUGAUUCAGUAGUUCGUGGGCCUGUUCAUUGAAUAAUUAAUUAAAGGGACAAAACCAUGAAAUAUAAGGUUUAUGUGAUGGAAAGAGCAUUAUUACAUACCAACAGUUAAAUAAAUAGAAUCCACAUAUUUUUGGAAUUACUGAACAAUGUCUGGUUUCUUAGUAACAGGUUCUGGUUUAGUUAGGGGUGUAUGCACAUUUCAUCUGUUUUAAAGGAAUUGGUUUUGCGAUAUUAAAUAGAUCUGUGUUACUUUUUGAUAAAUGGAGGCUUACGUUUUUUAGCUUGGGAACAACAUUUUAUUUUAUUAUUUUCACCAUCUCCAUUCUUUUUCUUUUAAGUUCUACCUCAUUUUUUGUUCUACUUAGGCAAAACUAGUAUUUCAACUUUUUUUGUAUUGAUCUUGUGUGUGCAAUCACUACCCAUCUGUUGUAGUUAUUUGUACCAGACACUUACAUAUUUACCAUCAGGUUUUAUUUAUCAUAAUUGGAGGUUUGGUUUUGCCACUUCAAUUCUGUAGUGACUUCUGCAAGACAGCAGCACUUUACACUGUGAUAUAAAACAAACUAUUUUUUGUUUUAUUUUGUUAUGUAUUAUUUAUCAGUACCUAACCUUUGAAACAAAUGUGCUUUGCUCAGUGGGUCCAGUUAAGUUUCAAGUCAUUUGUUUUCUAUGAGUCAUGACACUGUUUUAUUUUAGCAUACCAUUAUAUUAUUAAAAUAUUAGUUUGAUAACAAGAGUUUAUUUGUUUUACAUUUUGUUGAUAUUUUACUUAGACCUUUCUAAAAAAGAUUGUAGAGAAAAUUUAUUUAAUCAUUCCUUUCCUUUCCAGAGAUAACCGUGUGAUAAGAUGAUUGUGCUCCACAAAAAGUAAAACCAGAAAUGUACACUAAAAUUAAUGACAUUGACAAGUAACUAACAUUUAUUUGUAAGAUAUACCGCUUUCCCACAAUCUAUUGCAUAUCAUUUCAAAACUCAAAAGCCUUUGGUCAUGGAUUUUGAAAUCUCUUGACUGGACAUGAUAGAGGCUCAGGAAUUCUAGUAAAAUUUUAAUUAAUCUGUCCUAUUUAAGAAUGGCAUUCACUGUUUUGACAAUGUGUUGCAAUUUGAAAAUCAUGAUAUUUCUAUUUUUGUUGGUCAUUUCAUAAAUUCACCCAAGCUAAUAGCAUACAUCACCCACACACAUUAAGAUUUUUACUUUGUGAGGUAAAGGUGAUCAAAGAAAGUAAUGUUCUCAUGACUUCCCAAGGUGAAAUUCUCUCCAGAAUUGUCCACACACGAGAGCUAUCUGCUCAGCAAAAUGUCUCGGCUGAUAGCUUUCAUGUGUUAUAGUCCUUGAAGAUAUAUUUGUCAUUUUCUCAAUGCUCACAAUAUCUUAAGUUUUUAUUCAGCCAUUAAUAACAUUUUAAAUGCAAAUAAAAUCAAAAUAUACUAAGAGAAAGAAAUAAGGGAACACUUGGUAUUGUAGAUUUAGAUUUAAUUCACUUCCAGCUUAGUAAUGUCUGUGUAUAACACAGAGAUGUAAUGUGGGAGUGAAUGCCAAUAAUGUGUGAUAUAGUGUGAGUAACUUCCUGAUACCAUGGAUUAGGGUACUGGUUGCAGUCACUCUCUUCUGUCAAUCUUUCUAUAAUCUCUCUAUUUUUUCCCACCAAUAUAUCAUUAGCCAAAUGCUCAAUGCAUCUAAAUAGUACCGUAAUAUUUUAUAUUUCAAACUUGUUGCAAAUGACCUACAUGUUUUUAAUAGCUGUAAAAAUAUUUGAAUUGGUUAAAAUUAAAAUGUAUUUCCUAUGUCAUCUUACAUACCAUAAACAAAUGUACACAUUUAGAUUAUAUACUUUUUUGUUUUCAUUAAAUACAUUUUGUUUUUAUUAAAUUUAUUUUUGUUGUCUACAUUUAUAUUUUCGUUUUUGUUAUAAAUUUGUGUUGUUGUUAAGAUUAUUUAUUAGAUUUGAUCAAGGCUGUGUUCAAAUAUUUAUCGCUUUUUAUUCAUUCGAUGGUUGGCUGUAUAAUAUUAAUGUUCUGUAAUUUAUUAAUUGUAAUAUUUAAAUGUUCUAUAAAUACCAGAGUGUUGUAUCAAAGUGUAUUGCAUGUGCAAGAUGUGUGUAGUAUUUAAUUUUAAUAAACCAUAUUGAUUAUUAAGGGUAGCCAUACUUUUCUCAUUGCCAUAAUGAAUCCUUAUUAUCAGUAUUCACUGUUAUAAGCUAUUCUCAGUUUAUUGUUCCAUAUGGGUUAGGACACAUCUUUUCAUAAAUUAAACUGACCUCUCACCAAGUAGAUCCCCCCCCUCCCACCACCACCAUCCCACCCUCUGGAGGAAAGGUGGGAGAGGUAGUCACGUAACAAGAAGUGGAUGCCAAAGACGCAGUGAAAAGUUGUUGUUAUUUGAUUAGCAGUUGGGAUAUUCAGACCAGUUCAGUGUUACUGGGGGGUGGGGGUGGGGGUGGGUGGGGGAUGGGAAUACACUUGGUGAUUGGUUAAGUACAUGGCAUUCAUGAAAAGAGAAACUUUUUCUUCAUUUAUUAAGUUUUCUUCAUAUUACAUUAUCAAAAAUCUGUUUCAAAUGAAUUACACUAUUAAGAAAGUAAUACAGUGAAACACCUCUAAACCGGACGCCCUUGGGACCAAGUAAAAAGUCCAGUUUUAAGAGGUAUCCGGUUUAGAGAGCUUCUCUUCUGUACAUAUAUUUAAAAAGGGACCAUGAAAAAUGUCCUGUUUUGAGGGAAUUCCGGUUUACAGAGGGUCCGGUUUUGAGAAGUUUCACUGUACAUUGCUUUUUAUUUCUAAUCUGUACUUUGUCCAAUAUCAGGAGAGAUAAUUUUCUAUCAUUAGACCUCAGUCUCAAAGAAAUAUAUUAAUGCGGACAAAUUUAAUUCACCGAUUCAUAACCAUAUCUUGCUUUUGAAAUAUUUCACACACAUUUUAUUUCUAUAUGAUAGAGAAAACUUUGUUUUCAAACUUUUAAUUAGCAUCAUUUUCAAAUUGUUAGAAAAUUGACCAGCAACUUAUAUUUAACAUAUUAAAAUUGUAUAGUGAUCACAUCACAUGCAUAGUGACUCGCGAUGUGAUUCCAUACAAAAUGUUCCCUGUAUAAUGUAUAAUAAAUAUGAUAUACACUUUUGUUGCAUGCAAUAUGAAAUUCAUGGUGAUGUGAACUAAUAUCUUCUGAGGAUUGUUAAUGUUUUAGUUUUUCUUGUUGUAAAUAAUACUUGUUAACCUAAAUUUGUAUUUGUUAGAUAGAUUUUAAUUUUAAUUGUUAUAAAAAUAGUUCCUGUACUGUGUACUUUGUAGGAAUAAUCAGUAUCAUAUGUUAUAGUUGGUCCCAAAAUGAUAACUUUUGGAAGCAGGAGUAGACAGCAGACGUUAUUUUUUAAUGCUUCUUGGAUUUACCAUAUAUUCUCAAAAUAAAACGAAUGACUAGAAAGUAGGAACAUUAGUCUCAACUAACAUUACACUCUGUAAUAUGUAAAACAUUCUAUAAUCAUAAUCCUGCAUAAAUACUAAACAGUAUUGUUUAUCCCAGCUUAAAAAACUUGUUUCCAACAAUAUUGUUACAUUCUGAUUGUUACCAGAUUUUUAUGUGCACUGGUGUCAAAGAUAUGGGCCUAGGGGUGUGCAGUUCAUUGACUAUUGCAUAGUGAACAUUGGUGCCAAUUUGAAAGCGGUCUAUAAAAGGAUUCAUGCAUUAUGAGCAAUUAAAAAAAAUAUUUUGAAAAUGACCUUGAUCUUACAUUAGGGAUCUUUCAUGGGAUUGGGGCAUUUUGGGUUGAUAGCAGGAUACCCUGAUGGAAAAUGUCAUUCUUUUGACUUGCAAGUCAAAAAUAAGUUGUUGUUGCUGUUAUAACUUAAGUGCCACUCAUUUGCAUUUUAUGUCAUUGGCAAUACUCUACAUGCAAGUUUUGAAUUAGCCACUUCAUAUGUACAGAAUUGUUUUAACAGAAACCUAAUAAAUUAAUGAAUCAUGUAAAUUAUUAUUAUAAUUAUUAUAAUUUUUAUCACAGUCCCCUUUCCUUUCCAUCGGAUUUCUUCCCAGUCUGACAGCUCCACAUCCCAGUCCUUGUCUCCCCAACUGUAACAGUUGUAUGUUUCUCGAGGCCAUCUGUGCCACACCGUUACCAUUUUCCCAUCAACUUUGGUUGUGGGUGUAGUCUGAUCACUUCAGAGAGUCCUGUAACCAUCUACUAUACUUUUCCACUACAAGCAGGGUUUCUGCCAGAGGGUAAAAUGGGUAUGAUGUCAUGUUUUUUGUUUUUUGUUUUUUUAAGUUGACCUUUUGACAAAAUCCAUGACUCUUAUCAUUACUGUAUGAUUUUCUUAACCCUAACCAUAAACUAACCCAUUUUCUCUCUGGGUGAAACCCCUCCAUACCCCCUACUCACAUUGUAAAUAUUCAAUUUCAUGGUGCCAUACCCAAAAAUUUCUUUCUGGCAAAAACACCGAGAGGUGAUCAUUAUUAGUGACAGGGAGAUUGUGUAAAUUACUCAAACUUUGUAAAUUAGCUGAAUCUUUUAAGUUACAGUAACUAUGUAAAUGACUAAAACUUUCGGGUUAUUUAAACUAUGUAUUGUGUAAUUUACCAAGUCAUAUAAAUUGUCAAAACUGUACAAAUUAUUGAAAUCAAAUACAUACAGCUUGCUGAAACCAUAUAAAAUACCUGAUGGAACGUAAAUUAGGAACAUGAGGUAAAUUUUAUGACACUUAUAUCAGGCCAAAAAUGAAUAUAUGUUUACAGUUAAGAUAUUAAUCUUUUACUUUCAAACUAUUAUAAUGUUAAUUUAUGGAGGUUGUUGGACUAGUAGAAAUUAUAGAUAGCUUAUUUUCUGACAAAUCCUACAUUGUCAGAUAUAUUUUACAAAUUGUUUUGCACAAUCCUAGUCUAUCAAUGCAUUUUUUUCUCAGGCUUAACAACAAUAAUAUAUAUAUAUAUAUAUAUAUAUAUAUAUAUAGCCAUUGUCGGGAAAACACCACAUUACUCACUUUUACAUUGUUUUAACUUUAUUUUUUGGUUGCAAUAGUUUUUUGUGUAUUUUUUAAAUUGUUUUGUUAAAAGCUAAUUAUUUUAUAGUAUCUUCUCCAGGUAAUGUGUCUGCUCUUGGAAGAAAACUAUAAGUUUUGGGUAUUAGAGUGAAAGAUUAAUUUGAAUUGUAUAGAUUUAGCUAAUUUUGAGCUAUCAUUUAAAUAAAACUGUUGCAUCAACUCACAGAAAUGUUUAAUAGAAUUACAUAGUGUAGGUUUUAAAGUAUCCUUUUGUUUUAAUUUUCUUCAACACCAUGGCCUUAGGUCACAAUACAUGUAAAAUUAACCACAUUCUCUUGCAAUUUUCAUAUUUAUUAUCAGUCUAAUUUUUUAAAAGUGAAGAGACAUUUGUUCAUCUCGUCUUAAUUUUUAAAAAUUAUUAUCAAGCAAUACUUACAUGUGUUUUUAUUCUUCUUGCCAUGUCUUAUGCAGCAAAGGGAGAUAAAUCACUCUGGAGAAGAACCAAUAAAAGUAUGUGAUCCUGUAUUAGAGUGUGCUCAUCUUACCAUUACAGUGGGCUUUUUGCCGUCAUAGUAUCCAAAAGACACUAUAUCUUGUAUUUAUGAGUUGUAAACUUGGAAAAGAAAAAUACCUGAACAUCCUUUAGUUUACAAGGUGCGACAUAUUCUGAAAAACUUUGUCCAGCCAUUUCAAGGGGAAAAUGACAUUAACAUACAGAGUUGCACAAAUAAUAUAAUUUAAUUGGAUGACAGUGAUCUCCAUUGUUCACCAUUUUAGCUUAACCGGAACCUAUUUCCUUACAAAAUUUAAUGCACCCAAUUUCAAAAUACAAAUUCUCAUGCACACUCCAAUACAGCAUUAUUUACUAUGUUGAUGAGGACCAGUGAUUUUACUAGGGUUGUUUGUCCAUUUCUGUUAUGCAUAGUUAACUACUGAUUUACUUCUAUGUUAUAAUAAUACAAAUAAUGAGGCUGAAUAAAUGUUGAGAAGCUUU
Molecule: messenger RNA, 9288 nt
Organism: Gigantopelta aegis
Lineage: Eukaryota; Metazoa; Mollusca; Gastropoda; Neomphalida; Peltospiridae
Product: tetratricopeptide repeat protein 39B-like
Exons: 19
Coding region: 165-2003 (612 amino acids)
Molecular function (GO): protein binding
Source: RefSeq, a predicted model, not a curated record